AUGAAGAAGAAAAUCAACAUCUCCAGCGCCCAUCAUUUGAAACUUGCUCAGGCCCAGCAGCUGCAGGCCGCGCCACCGCCGCUCAUCGCCGCAGCGGAGCGCUGCUUUGACGCGCGCCAGCCGGAGGGCGUCCCGCGCGACCAUGCUGUUCCAAUUGAGAAGGCCGUGCAGGUGCUGCUCAGCACGGGCCGCCUGGCGCGGGCGCAGGCCAAAGGGCCCGGCGCUUUCAACGAGCUUUGGCUGGAGUGCAGCGUGAGCCAGGGUGGCGGGGACAUGGGGCCCUCCGCGCAGUGUUACUUGGCGGGGUGUGGCGGGUCGAUCGAAGGGCGCAUGCGUCAUGCAUGA
This is a messenger RNA of Monoraphidium neglectum, 345 nucleotides long. RefSeq lists its product as hypothetical. Lineage: Eukaryota; Viridiplantae; Chlorophyta; Chlorophyceae; Sphaeropleales; Selenastraceae. The coding region runs from base 1 to 345 and encodes 114 amino acids. The record is from RefSeq and is a predicted model, not a curated record. The transcript has a single exon.